Messenger RNA from Dermatophagoides pteronyssinus (European house dust mite), 469 nucleotides. RefSeq lists its product as uncharacterized. The record is from RefSeq and is a predicted model, not a curated record. NCBI's taxonomy places the organism in Eukaryota, Metazoa, Arthropoda, Arachnida, Sarcoptiformes, Pyroglyphidae.
AUAAUAAUUCAACAUACAAUUGAUCUACUAUUGUUGUUUCAUUUGUAGACGAUAACUAUUUAUCGAUAUUAUUUUGGUCAUCAUUUCUUCCAUUGAGAUUAUAAUCGUCAAAAUCAAAAUGAAUUUUAUUAAGUGUUUUUGUUGCUUGAACAUCUCAACUAUGCUGAUGUUGAUAGCAUUCAUAAUCAUUACAUUUUUAUGUCCACCAAGCAAUCAAUCAAUUGGUUAUUUUGAAAAUUAUGGCUGGCCAUCAUACGGCAUUGUGAAACCAUUUUGGAUGGCACCAUUUUCUACAUAUCCUACCGAACAAACAAGUGGUUAUUCUCGUUCAGCCAGAAUUCUUUCGGCUGGUGUUGUUCGUAAUGCACCGGGCACACGUCGCAAUGUUAUGGGCUAUUGAAAAAAAUCGAAUUUUUUGAAACUUGUAAAUAAUUCAUCUGUAAAUAAUCAUCGAAUUGUUUUAUCAAAU